Molecule: messenger RNA, 153 nt
Organism: Zymoseptoria tritici IPO323
Lineage: Eukaryota; Fungi; Ascomycota; Dothideomycetes; Mycosphaerellales; Mycosphaerellaceae
Exons: 1
Source: RefSeq, a predicted model, not a curated record
GGACAACAAUUUAAGUAUCGCGGCUAUGUCGUUAACUUCCUCGCAAAAAACGCUAAGAUCUUCCGCAAGCUUCUACAACUGCCUAAGAACCUCGACAUUAUGUUGCUUCGUCUAGUUCAAAAGGAAGGUAGUGGCGACGAUCGCACUCGAUAG